Messenger RNA from Rotaria sp. Silwood1, 1413 nucleotides. NCBI's taxonomy places the organism in Eukaryota, Metazoa, Rotifera, Eurotatoria, Philodinida, Philodinidae. The record is from the annotation of a GenBank genome assembly.
AUGCAAUGGUUCGAUCGACGGAUACACUUUACCGGAGCCCUAGAUCCAAUUUAUUGGGAUGAAGAAAAUGAAGAAAUUAUUUUUGAUCAAUUUCAAACAAUCUACAAUGAUCGACGAACUUUUUUAGAAUUUAUCGAAGAUAAGUGUAACAUUGAACCAUUUACUAUUCAAUCACAAACACAACAGUCAUCUCUUAUGUCAAGCUCUGAAGAAACGCUAGGUACAGAAAAAAAACGUGUAAGACGAAUAUUAUUUUCAAGAAGUAUUCCUAUUGAUAACGGCAAACUACCAGUACCAAAUAUUGUGUGGCCACAACCUCGAUAUCUUAAUGUUAGUAUAGAUCUUGUCUAUAUUGAUCCACAUAAGUUUAUUAUUGAUUCGAGUUUGAAACGUUGUGAUGUUAUUGAUAAAGCCAUUGAAAACUACAAAGCCAUAUUUCAUCCGUCGAAAUUAAAUACUCAUUCGCUGCCGGAUAAUAUUGACGAAAAACAAGUUCUUGCCAUGCUCAGUAUUGAAAUUAAGUCGAACAAAUGCGAAAAGUAUCCAACAUUUCAUGUCGAUGAAUCGUAUAGCAUAACAAUUGAACAAGCCUAUGGAAAAAUUCAAGCAAAUACCAUUUGGGGUGCACUUCAUGGUCUGACAACAUUUUCUCAAUUGCACUUCAUUACAGAUGACAUUCAGUUGGCUAUCAAUGCACCAAUUACGAUUGAAGAUGAACCUCGUUUUCCUUAUCGUGGUAUUCUUCUAGACUCUGGUCGUAAUUUUCUACGAACUUCAGUGAUAAAAAAACAUUUGGGCACUGUUUCAUCGGAUCAUGUUUACACACUUGAAAAUGUUCAAGAUAUUAUCGAAUAUGCUCGUCUUCGUGGUAUUCGUAUUAUUCCUGAACUUAACGCUCCUGGUCAUAUCAAUGCUCUUGGUCGAACUUUUCCAGAUUUUUUAAUUAACUGUCAUAGUGAAUCAACAGUUGGAAUAAUCGAUCCAACAAACACAGAAAUCUAUUUAUUUAUCGAAAAAAUUCUCAGAGAAAUCAAGCAAAUAUUUGAAUAUGAAUCCUAUAUCCAUCUCGGCAUGGAUGAAGUUUAUUCAGCAUGUUGCAUAUCAAAUCUCAAUAUUCAAGAAUUUAUGAUUGAGAACAGAAUGAGCAAGUGUACCGAUUUGAUGACAUAUUAUUCGAGUGCAAUUCUUGAAAUUGUUCAAAAUAUCGGAGCUAAACCGAUGGUUUGGCAAGAUGUCUGGGAUGAUGGUGUUAACUUACCACUGGACGUAGUUAUCGAAAUUUGGAAAGAUGCUUCAUGGUCCACUUAUUUAUCAAAAGCAAUCAAUGAAGGAUACAAUGUUGUUCUUGCUGCUCCAUUCAAUUUGAGCAUGUACGAACAAUUUGAUCUAUUUUCUAUCGAAAAAUUUAUUUAG